GCAACAAAAACCACUUUAGAGAACAUUGUCAGGAUUGGAGAGAACGUGCUGAAAACUAGAUUUGUGCAUAUAAACAUCGACACUGGUGUAUAUGAACCUGUUCAUGAUAAUAUCACCAACUUGAGGUAGAUUUAAAACCUUACAAGUUUGAAACCUUGUUGAUCGCGCGGUUUGUUCGAUCGCAUGUAAUCGCAUUGAUUGAUUAUUGGUUGAUAUACAGGUUUGCAAGAAAAAAUCUAGUAUAAAAGGAACGUAAGGAUGCCAGGCGAUGCAUUGUAUAAAGCUUGAUGUACAAAUAAUAGUAGUAAGAAAGUAACUUUCUGCAGUAGAUGCAUUGUAUAAAGCUUGAUGAUCGAUCGUGCUUUUGCCUUUAGUUGCAUAAAAUAAUUUAAUGUACAAAUAAUAGUAGUAAGAAAAUAACUUUCUGCAGUAGAUGCUUUUGAUUAAUUUAGUUUACAGCCUAUGAUUCUCUAUGUUUUUACAAUGAAGUUGGAUUUCGUUCAUAUUAUUCAACAAGUAUUAAAGUGGACAACUCAAUGAUUUUAUAUGUAAAUUAUCAUUAAAAAUCUAGCUUAAGAGGAUGUUCAGUGUCAGAAGAACUUGACCCCUUCAAGACCCGUGGACAAAAAUAAACUUUCAUAAGAAAACUCAUAUAUGUAUGUUACACGCCAAAGAGUAUUAUUUAAUCACAUAAUUAGGAUACUACUUAAGAAAUUUUAACAGGUCAAGCAAAAGAAACGAGAUACGUGAAGAAUUGCAUAAGAGGGUGUGAAGGGGUAAGAUAAUAUAUAUUGGAUGAUUAAAUUUGUAUUUCUUUUUAAAUUGACACGACAAAUAUUUGACUUAAACUUGGAUAAAAUGAUCUUGCAAACGUGGAGCAUGGUGGCAUGGAUAUAUUUUGUACUACUCGUCACGGCAUGGACAGGAAAAAAACAAUACUGAUUUAACAGGACAUAUAAAAAACAUCAGACAUCCUAACACAAUAUUUAAAAGGAUUUUUUACGGCAGACAAUAUGUAAGAGGAUAAUUAGGAAAAUAACCUCAGAAUGCUUUUACUUUGACCGUAAACAAAUAUCACUCUUUUUCUUUUCUAAGCCUGGAUUUAUAAUUAAAACGGAGCUUGAUUUUAAGUUUUCGCAUCUUAAGGUAAGCACGCCUAAAACUAUUUCAAAAAUUAUGCAAGCAAAUCCUUUUAAUCUUCUCUAAUUAAUUAUCUCCCUGGAUAUUCCAAUAUAGAUUGUUGAGCAAAAACAUGUAUUAUAUAUCUUUCAGGAGGAAUAGAGAAAUACUACGCGUAAAAUUAUUGUAAGUGGGAAAAGAAAAAGAAAAUUAUCGUAAUUAAAACGACUGUAGUCUUGUAGACUAACCGUUUAUUGCUUCGAGCAACCGUUAUAUUUGCUUGGAAGUAUGGUUCCCGUUGUCUCUAUACGUAAAUACUAUAUUGGACAAAUCUCAUUCAAACGAAACUCCCAGUUCCGGGAUGGUAACCUAAGUUUUUUUUUCUGAAACACAACCUAAGUUUUUUACAUAAAAUAAGCAAGAAGAAUUUUACAUAAAAAUUCUUUAAAUAAAAGACUAUUCAAAAGUUAUUAGCACUGAGGAAUAAAAAGAUGCACAUAUAGAUGAAAAUGUUCUAAAGCAGCGGUAUUAUCUUUAUAUAUCUUUGAAAUAUAUAUGUUCAGGUGACUUUUGCUCCUAAUUUGUGUGCAUCUAUGUCUACUAAUUGUUUUUUUUUUAUGGAAAAGUAGUUGUCACCUAGACUUUUUUCAAUAUAGAAGUAUGUGUUUAACAUGACAUGUAUAAAGCAACCAUAAGUGUAACUUAUGGGCUUGUGAGAGUGAUGGACACGACAUCCAAAUCGAGAAACCUCCCAGUAGAUUCACACAAAAAGUCCAACACUAAUGCGAUGCGUGCUAAUAUAACAUAUACAUCUAUUUCUUCUAUAUAUGUGGGUUGUGUUUAUUCGUAACGGUAGGUCGUUCUAAGAGCUUCAUCACAUUGAUCACCAUCUCUGUCUUGAAAAAGGAACGAGAACUUAAAACUCUUACCGACAAGACCAUAAGCUUAGUUUUGAGAUUACUAAAAAAUAACUUAGAGAUACUAAAAAAUAUGGAUUUCUCGUCAGAGAGAAGAGUCUCUUGUCUUCCUCCUUCGUACGGACAACUUGUGACUAUCCUUAGCAUAGAUGGUGGUGGGAUCCGUGGGAUCAUUCCCGGUACCAUCUUAGCUUACCUCGAAUCCCAACUCCAGGAGUUGGAUGGUGAGGAGGCAAGGCUUGUGGAUUAUUUCGAUGUCAUCUCCGGGACAAGCACAGGAGGUUUAAUAGUGGCGAUGUUGACCGCAGAGGACAAAGACGUUAAAAACAGCCGUAACCGCAGCCGCCCUUUGUUUGCGGCCAAAGAAAUCGUCCCCUUUUAUCUCAAACAUUCUCCUAAAAUCUUUCCACAACAUCGAGGGGUGUGUAGUUGGGCUCAAACCAUGAGGAGACUCGUACGAGGACCAAAGUACAACGGGAAAUACCUUCACGAAGUAAUCCAAGGUUACUUGGGAGACACGCGACUGACUCAAACUAUGACAAACGUUGUCAUACCUUGCUUCGACAUCAAGAAACUCCAACCAGUUAUCUUCUCUUCUUACCAGGCGGUGAAUCAUCAAGUCAUCGACGCAAAACUAUCAGAUAUAUGCAUAAGCACAUCAGCGGCACCAACUUAUUUCCCGGCUCGUCGAUUCAUUAACGAAGACAAUGAAGGAAACAAACAUGAAUUUAACCUCAUCGACGGUGGUGUCGCUGCCAAUAACCCGACGUUAUGUGCGAUUGCGGAAGUGACAAAGCAGAUAGUGAAGAAGAAUCCAGCAAUGGGAGAGAUAAGCCCAUUGGAUUAUACAAGAUUUGUGGUGAUAUCACUUGGGACAGGUUCGAUCAGGAACCAAGAGAAGUAUGAUGCAAAAAUGGCGUCAAAAUGGGGGAUGUUAAGUUGGAUCUAUGGAAAUGGUUCGACUCCAAUUCUUGAUUGUUACAGUGAAGCCAUUCACGAUAUGGUUGAUUACCAAAGCUCUGUCGUCUUUCAAGCUCUUCGUUCCGAGAACAAUUAUUUACGUAUCGAUGACGAUGCGUUGAAGGGUGACUUAAGUUCAGUGGACUUAUCGACAGACGAGAACAUGGAAGGUCUUGUUCAAGUUGGUGAAGCUUUAUUGAAGAAAAAUGUUUCUCGUGUCAAUCUCGAAACCGGCCAUUACGAACCCAUCUCUGAUCACGUAACCAACGAGGAAGCUCUCAAAAGGUUUGCAAAGGUUUUGUCAGAAGAAAGGAAACUCAGAGAAUCAAGAUCUCUUAAACUCAAGAUUUGAUUUUAUAAAUGUACCCAAAAAUAAUCUGUAAAACUCAUUGUUUGUAUCUACUUGUGUGACUACAUAUAUAUUCACUUUACUUUGUGAGGAAAACAAUAUUUGAAUAUGAAAAUGAUCCCGUACAUACAA
This is a messenger RNA of Brassica rapa (field mustard), 3477 nucleotides long. Its product is annotated as patatin-like protein 3. Gene Ontology annotation, biological process: lipid metabolic process. The record is from RefSeq and is a predicted model, not a curated record. NCBI's taxonomy places the organism in Eukaryota, Viridiplantae, Streptophyta, Magnoliopsida, Brassicales, Brassicaceae. Gene Ontology annotation, molecular function: monoacylglycerol lipase activity; glycerophospholipase activity.